Molecule: messenger RNA, 2564 nt
Organism: Momordica charantia (bitter melon)
Lineage: Eukaryota; Viridiplantae; Streptophyta; Magnoliopsida; Cucurbitales; Cucurbitaceae
Cellular component (GO): nucleolus
Molecular function (GO): histone H3K36 demethylase activity; histone H3K4 demethylase activity
Source: RefSeq, a predicted model, not a curated record
GGUGAGCAGCGCGCGCGAGAUUCCGGCGAGGGAGUACACAAUUCGCAGGGUGCGUAAAUGGAGCAGCAGAAGAAGAAGCUCUGUGGCGAUGGCGACAUCCACAUCUCUACUUCCAGUUCGAGCUCGAGGAGCAAACGGAAGAGACAAUCCAAUUCCAAUUCCAAUUGCAACUUCGAAAUCGAUUCUACUUUCUCUCUUCUACUCGCCGCCGUCUCCAGCCCUCGCAAUCCCUGCUCCGUCUCCUUGAUUUCCAAAUGCUUGGCCGAGCUCCGUCUCGCUGUUUUUCCACAGUCUCCCCGCCCCUUACAAACUCUGCCGCCUCCCAUUCUCUCUCUACUCCCUCUCCUCAUCCUCUCCCGGCGCCCAGGAAUUGCUUCUCGUGCCGCCGAGAUUGUGGGCGCUGCUUCGCUCCUCUCGCUCCGUGUGAAUGAAGAGAUUGCUUCCGAUGACGCGGUUCUGAAGGCUUUGAUCUCUGCCUUGGCGUGCUCGAAUAGAACGGUUGCGUUGGCUGCUUGUAAUGCUGUUCUGGAUUUGUCCACGACGUCGUUUGGGCGACGGAGCUUGGUGGAGGUAUCUGCCAUCGAGCGUCUUAUGUCUGCAUUUCUGCAGGUUUCAGCCUCUUCAGAGAUGUCAGUUUCUGUAGGCACCGUAUAUAAUGAAAAUUUUGCGACCCUGAAGGCAGGAUUUAGAGGAGAUGAGCUUUCAAUAUUAAUUCUUAAUGCAGCUAUAGUUCUCCUUAACACUUGCCAUUUCAAGCAUUUGGAAAAGAUACCAAGAUACUGCUCACAAAUGUUCUUGGCAUUUUUGAAAAAUCAGUGGAUAGAAGUCCGUAAUAAAAUGGUGCUAAUCAACAGUUUCCAGUGCAGCUUGCAGGAGAAAUUUGAUAUAAGCAAAAUUAGCACCAAUGAUCUGGCCGUCAGUAUUUUUAGGCUUUCAAUUAGUACUGAUCAAGUUAGCAGACUAAUACCGGUGAAGGAGGUGAAAACUUUAUUUGGUUUAAGUGGGUCAAAAUUUGAAGAAUUCAUGUUAAACCACUGGGAAGCAUCACCAUUGCUCAUGCAAAAAUUCUCAAGAACCAUGAAUGAAGAAGCUGAUAUUAUCAGAUCAUUCAUGGGAUCUGUAGUCUCUAUUGAUUCCUUUCUUUCGCCAAUGCUUGGAAGAUUGGUUUCUUGUAAUCCUAUUGCCUCAGAUGAACUAGAUAUACAUAAUUUCUUAGAAGAGGUGAAAAAUGAAUUGGGAUUUCCUCUAAUUUAUCAGCAAGAUAUACGUGUCCUGAGAACAGAUAGGUGUUCAAAAAGAGAGAUACAUUUCUUUCAGGAGAAUUUUGAGCCAUGCUUCGCAAAGGGUCCUCAUUUCUUAAAAUUAAAUGAUGCACUCAAAUGUGAAGAAGCUUUUAAAGAGGGGUAUACAAUUGCUCUUCGAGGCAUGGAAUUUCGGUAUGAGAAGAUUGCUGCUAUUGCAAAUACUUUAGCAUCUCUGUUUGGUCAACCAUCCGUAGGUGCUAAUAUGUACUUGACACCUCCAGGUUCUCAGGGUUUCACUUGUCAUUAUGAUGACCAUUGUGUGUUUGUAUGCCAGCUUGCUGGAAGCAAGCAGUGGACAGUUUUUAGUCCGCUAGAGAUGUGGUUACCUCGCUUGUAUGAUGCUCAUGAAUCCCAACAUUGUUCUGAGAUCGAGAAUCCAUUGGCAGUAAGAAGACAGUUUUUGCUCAGGGAAGGUGAUGUAUUGUAUAUACCCAGAGGAUUUCUUCACGAGGCUCGUACUGAAAAUGACGGUCCUGAUGGGUCUUCUCUACACCUUACCUUUGGUAUUGAGGUCGAACCUCCUUUUGAGUGGGAAGGAUUUGUUCACAUUGCUAUCUAUAGUUGGAAUGAUAACCCAAAGCAAUAUGAUACUUCACUUGGAGCUAUGUCUAUAGAACUGUUGCACUUUGCAAUUGGGUUAAUCAGUAUCUCUGAUCAUAACUUUCGGAAGGCUUGCUUGGUAGCAGCAAUUUCUUUGCCUUCGGAUACUGAUAAUAGGCCUGACCUGAACCAGAAGACUAUUUUCAAUAGAUUGAUAGAUAAAAUCAGUAGAGAGUCAAAAUUCUUGGAAGUGAUUUCUAGUAUAGAAAUUGCAGUUGAGAAAGAUGAAGAUCCCUUCCAUCGGAUGAGAUGGCUUAGGCUUCUUAAUGUAGAUGGAAAAGAAAGAACCAAAGAAGAUAAGUGGACUAUGCCUUCAAUUGGUAUAAGAGAUCUGUUUUCUAUUUGUGUUAAUUACAAAGAGAAGGUAGAAAAUACAUUUAUGGAGGUAAAGUCCAGAUUUUGCAGUGAGGUGCGAUUUGAGAAUGCUGUGGAGUGCUAUAAAAAGUUGCUGGAGAGGUAUAGCAAGGUCAGAAGUCAAUAUAUGACUGGAAUGAUUUCUUUGCAUUGAACUACGAGUGAUCUAAUGUUCCUUGUUCUUUCCCAACUACAUUUACUAUUUCAAGUAAUUCAGGUUCAUGUAGAUUUUGGCGAGUGGUGAGCUCAAGCAAGUUCUGAAGUUGACUUAUCUGCAAUGAUUCUCUGGUAUUUGAUAACUCCAGA